AUGGGAACGAUGUAUCCGGUUGUGUGCAAGAUCGCCAAGAAGAUCACCUUCAACCAAGCUAGAGGCGCACUAGGCUUGACAGAGAGCGCCAACAUCGGCAAGUGCUUCUACACCGCUGUCCAGGCUGCGCCGUCCUUUCCAGAAGCCUUCCCACACAUCUUUGGCGGUAGGAAGGACGUUCGCUGCUUAAUUCCGCAGGCGAUCGAUCAAGAUCCGUUUUUCAGGGUAACGCGGGAUAUCGCACCAAGGCUCAACUUGCAGAAACCGGCUCUUAUCCACUCGAAGUUCUUUCCAGCACUGCAAGGGCAUACGACGAAGAUGAGCUCGUCGGCAGACACACCAGCGACGAUUUUUGUCACGGAUACUGAUAAUUAUGACGAUCAUGAUCAUCUUCUUAAUACUUGAAAGUGUGAAUUUAUGUAAUUACAUACUGUCUGAUUCUGGGUCUGAAAUAUCGAAGGAGUGUGCAUCUGGUGAAAUGUUCUUACUAGUGGUGAUAAUAUCGUACAGAUACUACAACAACUACUACUUUUGCUCUCCUGUCUGUGCUUACUUAUAUAUAGUUACUUCUAUAAUUAUAAUUUUCCCCCCAUAAAAACUCUCCACCACUCCUACACACUUUCAUCCUCCACAAGUCGAUACCAAGGUGAAGAAAUACGCUUUGUCCGGCGGUGGCAUGACUCUAGAGGAGCACCGCGAAAAGGGUGCCAACCUCGAGGUCGAUGUGCCCUAUGAAUACUUGCGCUAUGUGCUAGAGGACGAUGAGGAAUUUGCACGGAUCGGAACUGAAUAUGGCGCUGGACGAAUGACUACAGGAGAGGUGAAGCAAAUUCUGAUCAAGGAACUGCAAACUAUCUGCCAUGAACACCAAGAACGCCGAAAAUUGGUCACGGAUGAGGUGGUAAGGCAGUUCAUGGACCCGACUAGGGAGACGUUGAGAUACUUCUAGGUCAGUCUUGUUGGAGCAGUCAAUUGAUGAAAGACCAGCUUUUAUUGUGGAGCCUUUUCUGAGCGUUGACAUUGUCACAAAGAAUGACUCACACGACGAUGUGUGAGACUUCGAGAUGCACCUAGCUUCCCCCAUAGCAGGUGUCGUGGAUGCAAAAUGCCAAACGAUCAACAAAGGGCUAUGAUGCUUGUGUAGAAAAAUCGAGUCAGACUCUGUGUCUAGAUCACCAUCAACUUCAUCAAAAAACCUAUCAAGUUAGGUUGUAGUUGAUUCCCAAGAAAGUUGGCCCACUCACUUGACGCAACCUCUUAACCUUAAGGCAAUUUGUAUUCGGAUUUACAACGAGGAACAGCCUUCCUUCUUGUAUCAGGAAGUCUUGCAUUGUUCAAAG
Molecule: messenger RNA, 1340 nt
Organism: Amoebophrya sp. A25
Lineage: Eukaryota; Dinophyceae; Syndiniales; Amoebophryaceae
Source: the annotation of a GenBank genome assembly